GGCCGCAUGUUGGACUACACACUAUUUUUCGAGGAGAAGUCGUGUCACUCGAAGGUCUUCCGGCUGGCAGAGAGCAGCUAAGUCUCACUCAGCCGUAGAAGCCAAGUCCUCACGUGAUUCUCCCCUCAAUUCUAAACAUUUAUUGCCUCACUGUGAUUAGCUCCAACGUCAACGACAUAGCCUCGAACUUCAAUUAAAGGAGGUACUUAGUGUGCGUCAGGCCCACGGAUGUCACACUACAUUCCAUAAGUCAUUACAACAUCAUGAAAUCCGAGACAGUCCUCCUGAGUGCGCUUCUUCAGUGGUGUGAUCGGGUGAAGAGUGACCGCGAAGGCCUGCAAAGGUGUAAAAGGAGCCUUGAAGAUGCGAGCUUGCUGAGACAGGAAGUGAAGGAUGGCUACCCAUUAUGUACACUCCUUGACGAAGCAGUCUCGAAGCUUUAUGGCGACUAUCUUUCUGCGGGCAGAUUACUUGGAUGGGUUUCAUUCCCUCGUGUUCUGGAGGCUAUACGUGAUGAUGGGGGAAACCCACUCCGGUUUUGUGUGUCCAAAAGUACGGAUUUGACUGAACGUCUACGUCCCUUCCCGACUUUGGGAUUUGGCGACCGGCAUCUGUCCGAAUAUAAGUCUAUUCCCCGGGAUACUGCCUCAGAAGCGACUCUAAAGACAGUGAAGCAAUGGCUCCAUGGCUGCACAACAGACCACCCGCUAUGCAGUAAGGAUGACAACGUCAAGUUGCCAAGUAGGGUUAUUUGCAUCGGCACAAAGGCGUCUGAAGUACGUUUGCUUAAGACGAACGGCAAUGCUGGCAGAUACGCCUGUUUAAGUCACCCUUGGGGCAAGCGACCGUUGCUGCGAACACUUAAGAAGAACUUGUCUCAAUUCACCGAGGAAAUUCAGUGGUCGGCUCUCCCUCCGACUUUCAGAGACGCCAUCGACUUUACUCGCCGUCUUGGCCUCAAGUAUAUAUGGAUCGACUCCCUGUGCAUCAUUCAAGACGACCCUCUAGAUUGGCAGAGGGAAGCUGCAAAAAUGGCCGACAUUUAUCAGAAUGCCUUUAUCACAUUGGCAGCUUCCAAAGCAGUCGACUCUAGCCGCGGGCUUUACACUUCUUCCUUGGAUCCCAAACACCAAGCCCAGGCACUAUCACUCGUCAACGAUGUAGAUGACUCGAAGGUGAUGCUACACGCAUAUUCAGAACUGCUGCAUAUUGAUAGCUUCUGGUCCUACUUUCCGAUCACGAAGAGGGCAUGGGUGUUUCAGGAACGUCUGCUAUCCGGAAGGGUGGUACACUUUGCGGGAUCCGAAGUGAACUGGGAGUGUCGCUCGAAAAUGAUGUGUGAGUGUGGUGAGAUCUCAACCUCCACCUCUUUGCCUGAGAAGAUCCAGUUCUCUGGCAGUUUGGCCGAGCUGAGCGGGCAGUACAGUUCGAUUGCGGAAGAACAGUCCCCCUCGGCUCAAGGAAACGGCCAGAAUGACGAUCUAGACUACAGCAAGUUUACCCCUGCACUACUUCGCUCGCCCAAGUAGACCAAAAGCGUCAAAAUGUGGCGACA
Colletotrichum phormii is the source of this 1555-nucleotide messenger RNA. RefSeq names its product heterokaryon incompatibility protein-domain-containing protein. NCBI's taxonomy places the organism in Eukaryota, Fungi, Ascomycota, Sordariomycetes, Glomerellales, Glomerellaceae. The transcript has 2 exons. The record is from RefSeq and is a predicted model, not a curated record. Bases 264 to 1529 code for a protein of 421 amino acids.